Molecule: messenger RNA, 1827 nt
Organism: Pollicipes pollicipes
Lineage: Eukaryota; Metazoa; Arthropoda; Thecostraca; Pollicipedomorpha; Pollicipedidae
Product: zinc transporter ZIP2
Exons: 1
Coding region: 391-1410 (339 amino acids)
Biological process (GO): zinc ion transmembrane transport
Cellular component (GO): plasma membrane
Molecular function (GO): zinc ion transmembrane transporter activity
Source: RefSeq, a predicted model, not a curated record
GGCGGACGUCGACUGCUGCCGCGGGCGGCGCUGGUGCUUGGCCGCUCCGCCCUGCGCUAGCUCGGCUCAGCUCAGCUGUCUGUCAGCUCGGCGGUUGGCUGGAGCGGAUCGGACUCACGCGCUGUGUGGAACGGAUCCCGGGUCUUCUGCUGCCAGCAGUGGGCGCAGUUCUCACCCACCGCGUGCGCUGGUGCCGAGCCGGAGUAGACAGGACUCUUGCCGCUGCUGGGAAUGGAUCGGGCGCGCUGUCUUUAGUGACGCUGGUCGGCUGCUCCACUGGGUGUGUGUCUGCCCGUGACCAGGGCUCGCGAGGUGCGGACUGCUCUGAGCGGGUUUCAUCUGCCGGUCUCUCCGCUGCCGCCUGACGGGCGUGCGUCUCCGUGCCCCACAAUGGGUCUCCUCUCGGCUAAGGUGGGCGCCUUUCUUGUGCUGCUGCUGUCCUCGCUGCUGAUGGGCCUGAUCCCGUUCAAGCUGGCCUCCUGCCUGAAGCGCAGAUCGGGCGGCAAGAACCGCGCGUCGCUGACGCUAUCGUGCCUGCAAUGUCUCGGAGGCGGCGUUCUGCUGGCCACCGUGUUCGCGCACAUGCUGCCCGAGGUGCGGGAGGCCGUGGAGAAGGCGCUGGGCAAGCUGGAGUUCCCGCUGGCCGAGGUGCUUGUAUGUUGCGGCCUGUUCAGUAUCUACCUGCUGGAGGAGCUGGGUAUGCUGUGCGCGCGCCGUGAUCCGUCGGCUGAGUAUAGCACGAUGGAUGGUGCUGAGGAGGAGGAGGAGGAGACGGCUGAAGACGAGGAGCGGGGUGACCGGGUGCUGUACGACGCGCGCCAGGGCAGCGCCCUGCUGGAGGAAGCCGAGCGCGAGUACGGCGCUGUGACGGGGUCGCGCCGCCGUCGCCGACGCUGCCCGCCGCCGCCCGAGUCGCCGCCCAACCUCGGCAGCUUCCGCGUGCUGAUCGUGGCCGUGGCGCUGUCGGUGCACUCUGUGUUCGAGGGCAUGGCCAUCGGGCUCGAGGCCACGGAGGCCAGCACCUGGCUGCUCACCGCCGCCAUCGCCACCCACAAGUCCAUCAUCGCCUUCUGCCUGGGCGAGCAGCUGGCCGCGUCCGUGUCGAGCACGCAGCGGGCGCUGGCCACACUGGCGGCUUUCGUGCUGGCCUCGCCCACGGGGAUCGUGCUGGGCACGCUGGUGACCUCUUCCAGCGGCGGCCACAUGGCGCUGACGGCUGUGCUGCAGGCGCUGGCCGCCGGCACCAUCCUCUACGUGGUCAUCUUCGAAAUCAUUGGUGGCGAACGCGCCAAACCGGGCAGCGGACUAGCCAAGUUGGCCGCUAUCCUGGCGGGCUUCAGCUUCAUGUUGCUGAUGGUGACUGUGGUGCAGGAGCCGGAGGAGGCGCCCAUGGCGGACCCGCAGCGCUAGGGGGCGUCGCGCGCGUGGAGGAGGGAGAUACGGCGGUGGUCUCCGCGCUGACGGCGGCGCGUUGCGUCUCGAUGGCCGCCGGGGAUAACGUCAAGGCGGCGCACGAAACUGCUGCAGCUUGAACAUUCGCGUACUGCGGUAGCAAUAUGCGAUGUCUGGGUAUCCCGCUAAAGCGUGACAUUUGGGUGGGAGUGAAGUUGGCCGGCGAGUCUCGUCUCGCUUAGUUUGUGAAUCUGGUAAUCCGGCCGGGUGUUAUAGUAUCGCAGUUGUGAUGUUGGACUGGUGAAACGCGCGUUGUACACCCAGGUGGAUCUUAUUUUACCAGUCGUGUCGUGUCCCGGCGUCCGAGUUGAACCGUCGCUGAAGUAAGCACCGGUAAACUUAGGAAACGAAUCCCGUGUCGAAAUAUGGGGAGUU